AUGAUUACUUCACAAUUAUUAAGGGGGACUAAUAGUAUAAAGCAAUUAAGGGGAUUUCCAAUUAUCAGGAGAUUUUAUUCUAAUAUGAACAGUUUCAGUAAAACUGGAUCCUCUCAAGAAGAAUUGUCACAUUUUAAGGUACUAUCAACAGAUUGGUGGAAUACAAAUGGGUCACAAAGAAUACUACAUUUAAUGAAUUUAGCGAGACUUGAUUUUAUUCGAGACAAUUUAAAUAAAACGUUAAAGAUUGAACAUCAACAAGAGAAGGAUAUAUUUAUUCCAGGCUACGAUUAUAACCAAUUUUUACCAAAGAAUAUAUCGGAAAUAAUUAAGGAAGAUUUAAACAACGAGCUACAAAAAAUGUUAAAUGAGAAACAAUACUCAGUUUUGGAUAUUGGAUGUGGUGGUGGUAUUUUAUCAGAAUCAUUAGCCAGAUUACCAUUUAUUAAGAAUGUUAUAGGGAUUGAUUUGACACCAGAUUGUGUGGAUGUUGCAAAGGAACAUGCGUCAAAAGACCCAUUACUAAAGGAUAAACUUACUUACAAAUUAUGUGAUUUAACUAAAGUUAAAGAAACCUAUGAUAUCAUCACUUGCUUUGAAAUGUUAGAGCAUGUGAAUGAUCCAUAUGAAAUUUUAAAGCAUGCAUGGAAGAAGUUGAAUUCAAAAGGUAUCUUAUUUUUGAGUACAAUCAAUAGAGAUCUGGUAUCGUGGUUUACUACAAUAUUUGUGGCUGAAUACAUGACUGGAUUAGUUCCAGUAGGCACUCAUACGUGGAGUAAAUUUGUGAAAUCUUCUGAAGUUAUUAAUUGGUUUGAUAAACAUCAAUUUAGGAAAUAUAAAGUCCUCGAUUUGAAAGGAACUAUGUAUGUUCCUUCAAAGGGUUGGGUAAAUCAUGACUGUUCAACUGUCGGGAACUAUUUCAUGGCAAUACAGAAAUUAUAA
This is a messenger RNA of Arxiozyma heterogenica, 942 nucleotides long. RefSeq names its product hexaprenyldihydroxybenzoate methyltransferase (gene COQ3). The transcript has a single exon. The record is from RefSeq and is a predicted model, not a curated record. The coding region runs from base 1 to 942 and encodes 313 amino acids. Lineage: Eukaryota; Fungi; Ascomycota; Saccharomycetes; Saccharomycetales; Saccharomycetaceae. Gene Ontology annotation, molecular function: 2-methoxy-6-polyprenyl-1,4-benzoquinol methyltransferase activity. Gene Ontology annotation, cellular component: mitochondrion. Gene Ontology annotation, biological process: ubiquinone biosynthetic process.